AUGGCUGACGAUGACGCUGGGGCGUUGUCCCUCAGCGACUGGCAAAUUCCCGAUGUCGCUUCCCCGGCCGACAGCUCCAAGUCUGACAGCGAGGUGGAUGAGAAGACCUGUACUGACCCGAAUGCGCCUUCACAACCAAUCCAGAAGCGCCGGCGAGUUACUCGCGCUUGCGAUGAAUGCCGCCAAUGCACCUAUGACAAGCCGUCGAACCGUCGAAGAAACCCUGCGCCGCAAUAUAUCGAAGCGUUGGAAAGCAGACUACAACGGGCAGAGACUCUGCUACGAAAAUUUAUGCCAGAUGUCGAUUUAGCGGAUCCAAAUCUGGACCCAGCCAUCCAACAAGAGUUCCACAAUCGUGAACAAGCACGCGCGGGAGCCGGCAAAAUGCGAUCCGCCGCUCCAGGGGCGCCAGAUGCCGGUGAUGCUAAGCUCAUGACCAUGAUUGACUCAAUAGGCCAGCUUGAUUUGGAUGACAGAGGAGGAUGGGAUUUUCAUGGCACCUCCUCAGGUGCCGUCUUUCUGAAGAGAAUGAAGGAACAAUUCCGCGGGCUCCUUGGUCCAGUUACCAAAGCACCUUUUUUACCACGCGCCGAACGUCCGUCAGGGCUCACUGCGCUUGAUACACCUUCUCCUGCGGCUGGUGCAUCUCCAUUUUCGUCAAUCUCUGCGUAUCCCGAACUCCCACCCAAGGAUGUCGCCAGGAAACUUUGUUAUUACUCCCUCAGCUGCGCAACGUGUCUCGUUCGAAUUAUCCAUAUACCAACAUUUUACGAAAAAUUCGAGCAGAUUUAUGGUAGGCCAAUCGGAAGUCUCAAUCAGGAAGAGACUCACUUUUUGGGACUUGUUCAUGCGGUCAUCGCUUUGGGAUGCAUGUACGACAACCUCGAAGACUCCAACCCCACGGCUGGAGGCUACAAGACGGCGAUUGAGAACGGGCACCUGGAGCACGAAAAGAUUGGAGUGGUUGAGCAAGAAGUCCGCAAGCGAGUGUUUUACGUCAUUCGGCAGAUGGACAUCUACGUAUCUACCAUGCUUGGCUUCCCGCUUCUUCUCAAUAUCGAUGACAUUGACCAGCCGUUCCCGACCGAAGUUGACGACGAGUUUAUCACAAACACGGGCAUCAUGCCACCUCCCCUCGGCACGCCCUCAUUCUUUGAAGCCUUUAAUGCUCAUACUCGCUUGAUGGAAGUGCUUGGCAAGAUUACCAAGUUUGUGUAUCCUAUGCACAUGCAAGGGCAACCGGCUGGAAAGGGAGACAACAGCACGACGUCUUGUCUCAUUAGCUACGGCCGCAUCAAAGAAAUUGAGGCCGAUUUGCAGACUUGGGUGAGACACCUCUUGCGUUUCGCAUAUGCUCACGUUCAGCUCGUAUUAUACCGACCCUUCCUUCAUUAUAUUUCCCCGCGACACAAUCACGGGACUAAGGUUGAUGAAUUAUCAUAUGCAUGCGCGGCUGCCGCCGUAAGCGUGUCGCGUAACAUUGUGCAUAUUGGACUAGAGAUUCGAAAGCAGCGCGUCCUCAGUGGACCUUACUGGUUCAUGCUCUACACCGAAUUCUUUGCCGUACUCUCUCUUGUGUUCUACGCCAUUGAGAAUCCCGACAAACUUGGUUCACAAGAAGUCCUGGCCGAUGCUCAUGCUGGGCGUCAAAUGAUUGCUGACCUGGCAGACAAGAGUCUCUCGGCUGACAGAGUCACCAAAGCAUUAAAGGUGCUCUUCGACCAACUUCCCGAAAGGCUGGAGCAGGCCCGUUUGGCAAGACCUGUAGGCAAUUCCAGGAAGCGGUCUGCCGCGGGAUUCAAGUCUGGGUCGAUAUCAACAACGCGCGCAGGCACCAGUCAAACUAUACCAGUGGCUAGGGCCGAAGAUUUCAUCCGAACCCGCAGCGGCGGCAUUCCGGGGCCCUUCGGAACACCCAACUCUCGAGGCUCUGCUGAUGGCAGCAUGGGUCAAUCAUCGGACCAAAGCUUCCAUGACAUUCCCUUUUCAGGCAGUAUGCACGAUAUUCUUCCCUUGGACUUGUCAUCCCGGGCAACCCCCGACUCCACCAGCACAGCAAGCAGCACUCACCGACACGGCUUUCAAUCACAACUACUCAAUGCCCAUGCUAUACACAAUCCUGUCAACAAACUAGAUUCUCUUAUGUUUCCCUCAGAGGACCCCUUCGCUUACCCUAAUCAACCCAUGAUGGAACUUGGCUUUCAGCCCAAGGCAGAUGCACCAGAAAUCACCAUGGCGGCCCCGAAUGCGUCAUUCUUCUUCACGGGCUCGUUCGAGGAGAUGGGUGAUCAAAUCCUGGGACAACCUCCACCGUACAUGACCCCCCAACAGCAAACUCACCCCAUGGGAAUGGCAGCGUCCAUGUACGACCCGCACGGUAUGAUGGCACUGCCCUCCACUCAGCAGCCACACCAACACAACAGGCAAAUGCAGCAGCAGGCCAUGCACCAACAGCAACAGCAACAGCAACAGCACGACGGCGGUAUUUUCGCCGGCUUCCGUCGUGCUAGAGCGGACCGACAGCAAGAGAGACAGAUCGAGCAGAUGUUCACACAGCAGGGCAUGCAGGCAGACUGGGGAAGCUUUUUUGGCUCUGGGAGAGGUGGCUUCCAAGGAAUGUGA
Molecule: messenger RNA, 2622 nt
Organism: Metarhizium album ARSEF 1941
Lineage: Eukaryota; Fungi; Ascomycota; Sordariomycetes; Hypocreales; Clavicipitaceae
Exons: 5
Coding region: 1-2622 (873 amino acids)
Biological process (GO): positive regulation of transcription by RNA polymerase II; DNA-templated transcription
Cellular component (GO): nucleus
Molecular function (GO): zinc ion binding; sequence-specific DNA binding
Source: RefSeq, a predicted model, not a curated record